This is a messenger RNA of Lasiosphaeria miniovina, 1023 nucleotides long. Its product is annotated as glycosyl hydrolase family 62-domain-containing protein. The transcript has 2 exons. Lineage: Eukaryota; Fungi; Ascomycota; Sordariomycetes; Sordariales; Lasiosphaeriaceae. Bases 1 to 1023 code for a protein of 340 amino acids. Gene Ontology annotation, molecular function: alpha-L-arabinofuranosidase activity. Gene Ontology annotation, biological process: L-arabinose metabolic process. The record is from RefSeq and is a predicted model, not a curated record.
AUGCUGCCAUUCCUUGCUCUAGCAACAGUGCUCUGUGCCGCGGCAGCCAGCAAGCUGCCGCUUGGUGGCCAUGUCUCAAAUACCAGACAGGCGGCUGCUCUGACCAGCAGCUUCAAGUGGACAUCGACGGGCCCGCUCAUUGGGCCCAAGAGCGACAGCCGCAAGUUGGCCGGCAUCAAGGACCCCGCAUCCACUGCCCAGGCCUCGGGCUACAACCUAGCCUACCUGAACUUCACCGACUUCAACAAGGCCGAUGCCGCCGCCUUCUACUAUCUCGACCAGUCGCCUAUCGGGACCGGCUACCGUGCCGCCCCCCAGGUCUUCUACUUUGCGCCCCAGAAGCUGUGGUACCUCGUCUACCAGACUGGCAACGCCGCCUACUCGACCAACAAGGACAUCGCCAACCCGACCGGGUGGACCGCACCCAAGACCUUCUACCCUAGCCAGCCGAGCAUCAUCACCCAGAAUAUCGGCAGCGGCUACUGGGUAGAUAUGUGGGCCAUCUGCGAUGCCGCCAACUGCCACUUGUUCUCGUCUGACGACAACGGGCACCUGUACCGCUCGCAGACGGCGCUGGCCAACUUCCCGUCCGGCUUCACCAGCGCCUCGACCGUCAUCGCCCUGUCCGACAAGAACAAGGACAACGUGUUCGAGGCCUCUUGCGUCUACGCGUUGCCCGGCGACAAGCCGUCAUACCUGCUGCUGGUCGAGGCCAUCGGCUCCGACGGCACGCGCUACUUCCGCUCAUGGACCGCGACCAGUAUCGCCGGCCCCUGGACCGGCCUCGCCGACUCCGAGGCCAGCCUCUUUGCCGGCGCCAGCAACGUUGCCUUCUCCGGCACCCCCUGGACCAAGAGCAUCUCCCACGGCGAGAUGGUCCGCUCCCUCACCGACCAGACCAUAACCAUCGACCCCUGCCACCUGCGAUUCCUAUACCAGGGCAUGGACCCGAGCGCCAGCGGCACCUACAACUCCCUCCCCUGGCGCUUGGGACUCAUCACGCAGACCAACUCGGCGUGUUAA